AUGCGGAAAUCGUUUACAUAUGGUACACGACAACCUGAAACAGAGUAUGAAGAAGUACAAGAUGUAGAGACAGAAUAUAAAGAAGUACAGGGUGUAGAGACAGAAUAUAAAGAAGUAAAAGAUGUAGAAACAGGGUAUAAAGAAGUACAAGAUGUAGAAACAGGGUAUAAAGAAGUACAAGAUGUAGAAACCGAAUUUAAAGAAGUAAAAGAUGAAGAACCAGAAUAUAAAGAAGUAAAAGAUGUAGAAACAGAAUAUAAAGAAGUACAAGAUGUAGAAACAGAGUAUAAAGAAGCAAAAGAUGUAGAGACCGAAUUUAAAGAAGUAAAAGAUGAAGAAACAGAAUAUAAAGAAGUAAAAGAUGUAGAAACAGAAUAUAAAGAAGUACAAGAUGUAGAAACAGAGUAUAAAGAAGCAAAAGAUGUAGAGACCGAAUUUAAAGAAGUAAAAGAUGAAGAAACAGAAUAUAAAGAAGUAAAAGAUGUAGAAACAGAAUAUAAAGAAGUACAAGAUGUAGAAACAGAGUAUAAAGAAGCAAAAGAUGUAGAGACCGAAUUUAAAGAAGUUAAAGAUGUAGAAACAGAGUAUAAAGAAGUAAAAGAUGUAGAGACAGAAUAUAAAGAAGUACAAUAUGUAGAAACAGAUUAUAAAGAAGCAAAAGAUGUAGAAACAGAGUAUAAAGAAGUAAACGAUGUAGAAACAGAGUAUAAAGAAGUAAAAGAUGUAGAAACAGAAUAUAAAGAAGUACAAGAUAUAGAAACGGGGUAUAAAGAAGUACAAGAUGUAGAAACAGAAUAUAAAGAAGUACAAUAUGUAGAAACAGAUUAUAAAGAAGCAAAAGAUGUAGAAACAGAGUAUAAAGAAGUAAACGAUGUAGAAACAGGGUAUAAAGAAGCAAAAGAUGUAGAGACAGAGUAUAAAGAAGUACAAGAUGUAGAGACAGAAUAUAAAGAAGUAAAAGAUGUAGAAACAGAAUAUAAAGAAGUACAAUAUGUAGAAACAGAUUAUAAAGAAGCAAAAGAUGUAGAAACAGAGUAUAAAGAAGUAAACGAUGUAGAAACAGGGUAUAAAGAAGCAAAAGAUGUAGAGACAGAGUAUAAAGAAGUACAAGAUGUAGAGACAGAAUAUAAAGAAGUAAAAGAUGUAGAAACAGAAUAUAAAGAAGUACAAUAUGUAGAAACAGAUUAUAAAGAAGCAAAAGAUGUAGAAACAGAGUAUAAAGAAGUAAACGAUGUAGAAACAGGGUAUAAAGAAGCAAAAGAUGUAGAGACAGAGUAUGAAGAAGUACAAGAUGUAGAGACAGAAUAUAAAGAAGUAAAAGAUGUAGAAACAGAAUAUAAAUUAACAAAGUGA
Molecule: messenger RNA, 1353 nt
Organism: Patella vulgata (common limpet)
Lineage: Eukaryota; Metazoa; Mollusca; Gastropoda; Patellidae
Product: trichohyalin-like
Exons: 3
Coding region: 1-1353 (450 amino acids)
Source: RefSeq, a predicted model, not a curated record